Messenger RNA from Zychaea mexicana, 2270 nucleotides. Its product is annotated as Alpha/Beta hydrolase protein. Gene Ontology annotation, biological process: protein dephosphorylation. Lineage: Eukaryota; Fungi; Mucoromycota; Mucoromycetes; Mucorales; Lichtheimiaceae. The record is from RefSeq and is a predicted model, not a curated record. Gene Ontology annotation, molecular function: protein tyrosine/serine/threonine phosphatase activity. The transcript has 9 exons. The coding region runs from base 86 to 1771 and encodes 561 amino acids.
AUUCUCUUUUACUUCCUCUUUACUUUUUAUUUUUCCUUUUCUUGCUCUUUUUAAAUUUUCAAGCAACAAAAUAAUUAAGCUGUCGAUGAACUCGCCUAUAAAGGCGUCAAUCACCUGUAAAAGUGCAGCACUCGCCAUUUCCCUCGCGACGGUAGCAGGCGCAUUUUACUUGUAUAAAGAUCCACGCCAUUCCCGACGACGAUUCUUAACACGACUCUGGUUUCUAGUAUGCAAACGCGAUCUAGCAGAAGCCAAAUUAGAACGACAAUUAAUAUCUGAACCGGAACCGGAUAUAAUUGCAAAUCAUACACAAUAUGUAGAAAUCAACGGCCACAAGCUUCGCAUUGUUCAUAUCAUUCAUGAACUAGGAAGCCGAGUACCGUUAUUAGUAUUUAUUCAUGGACUAGGCGGCCAGGUGUCUCAAUGGCAAAGCCAGAUCGAAUACUUUUCACAGACCGCACACGUGCUCGCCAUCGACUUGCUUGGGUGUGGCAAAAGCGAAUUAAGUUAUGACUGGGAUUCCUAUACAACGGUUAGUCUAUCCAACGACGUGAUAAGUCUUCUGACGGAACGGUACCAAUAUUCCUCUACAGUCAUCAUUGCACAUGCUUAUGGAUGCUCGAUUGCAACCAAUGUGGCAGCUUCACCGGCAGUCCAACCGAGCCUUCGCGGUCUCGUGCUGAUCUCACCCAAGGCACGUAUUGAGGAACAGCAAGUUAAAAGCAAACGAACCCUUCGAUGGAUCCCAGACUGGAUGUUUGAAUGGGCAAGAACGGCGGAUCGAAAAGGGGGACUUCACAGUAAAAGUGUUGAACGGUUUUUGGGGUACGAUGUAGAGGAUCGACUCCGGCGAGAUCAGCUCCGAUGGAGUCUAUUAAAUCGUCCUUCAGCUUAUAAACGAUUCGUUUACGGUGCUAGUUUCCCUUCACGCCAAAAAUAUGAUGCUAUCAGAGCCGGAGUAUUAUUAGUUAGUGGUAGCGAGGAUAAAGUGACGCCGCCAAACGAUGUGAACGUGAUACGCAAUUUUCUUCUGGGGCUGGACCCGCAAGAGACAAAUUGGGAUAGCAUCCCUCAUGCGGAUAGCAUACGUGUACCUGAGCCCUACAUAAUACCCGACGUGGGUCAUAUGCCUAUGGUCGUUCAUCCAGAACUCGUCAAUCCAGUCAUCUCAGACUUUUUGAUCAAAAACUGUGGCCUCCAUACCCUUAGCGGUGCCUGGCAAGCUCAGCAUCGGACCAAAGGAGAAAACAAAUGGGAUCUGAAAAACUAUGAAAAGUGGAUGCGCACAAGUCCUAUCACAGAUGGACCGAUUGGACCUUCACUAUUUCGAGCCAUGAAAGUGAUGCGACAGACGGAUACGAAUCAUUGCCCCUCUGGAUUCUUGGCGAAAUACCCUGAAAUUGGCUUUAUCAUUGACAUCUCGAAUGACACGCCGCCUUAUCGGUCCAGUGAUUUCGAAGGUUCAAGAGUUGAAUACAUCAAAUUACGGACAGUAUCCAAAAUCCCGCCAGAAAAAGAUGAUGUUGCCAGGUUUAUCGAGAUCGCUGCCCAAUGUUGGGAAAAACGACCGGAUGCUCAGAUUGCAGUUCAUUGUCAUUAUGGAUUCAAUCGUACGGGCUUUUUCAUAUGCUGCUAUAUGAUCGAGCGGUUAAGUGUUUCUGUACCUGACGCCCUUCGAUAUUUCGCUGAUGCUCGGCCACCAGGGAUUAGGCACGCACAUUUUGUAGAUGAACUGUAUCUUCGUUACGUUUUAGCACAUCAACGAUCAUAAACGCCAAGAAAAAAGAAGCAGAGAAGCCCCCAUUCUCAUUUAAAAUCCACCAAGCAAUAUGAAAAACGACAACCAUUACAACCACAAUAAGUACAAAUCAACAUCAACAACAGCAACCGUGUGUAUAUUGAACAUUUCUGAGCAACAGCCCUUCAUUUUUUUCUAUAGUAGCAUAAUAAUUAGCACCCUUUUUCUUUUUACUUUUGUGAUUAAUAAGUUUUUUUUCGUAACAUUGACAAAAAGAAUAUUCUUUCGUCUUAUACUACAGAAAAGUUAGUAUAAUAACUACGGCUUACCACAUGUGAUACAGAACUGACAACAGAAUAGGAGGAGGUAUAACGAAACAUGGAUAUGCAUACGAGAUAAUAACCAUGCCAUGUUGGCAAAAUACAGGUGCUUUAUUACUCGAAUCAACGUCUACUCGGUUCCACUUUUACAGUGCCCAAGCGAUAACGUGAUCGCCUCGAUGUUAUCAAUUUAUCAAAUAGUUGAGUGAUAG